This is a messenger RNA of Debaryomyces fabryi, 1479 nucleotides long. RefSeq names its product S-adenosylmethionine-dependent methyltransferase. Gene Ontology annotation, molecular function: protein binding. Lineage: Eukaryota; Fungi; Ascomycota; Pichiomycetes; Serinales; Debaryomycetaceae. The transcript has a single exon. The record is from RefSeq and is a predicted model, not a curated record. Bases 1 to 1479 code for a protein of 492 amino acids.
AUGAAAAAUGAAUCUAAUGCUAAUGCUUCUUUAGCAAAUAAGUUAGAAGUUGUGGACAUCAACGACUACAAAGCUGAGUCAAAAGAACCUAUUGUUCCCCAUGAGAGGCAAAUUGUUGAUGAUGUUAUUGCAAUUUGGAAGCAAGAUCCUUCUACUGAAACGUUGGGAAUAAGUAAAUUGCAUGCUUUGGUAAAAGAUCGUCACCAGAAUUGGUCUGUAUCUGAAAAGAGAGUAAAAACGUUGUUGAAAAGUUUUGGUUUAUUGACUAACAACGCCUCCAACCAACAAUUUACGUACGUUAACGAAAUUAAGUCACUGGACACGCCUGAUAUUGACCUACCAGAAAAAGUACACAUUGUAAUGACAGCUAAGAGAGGUAAAGGGUUGUACGCAAAGAAUAAAAUUGCGAAAGGAGAUUUAAUAUGGGAAGAAACCCAGUUAUUUUAUAUUCCUCCGUUGGCAAAUGUGAACCUUAUAAAAGGUGGAAAAGCUUGUUCUUACUGUGGAAAAUUGCUUACACAAUCCAGCAGUAAUGCUGGUAUAUCUGUUUUGAAAGGAUUAGAUUGUAAUGUUUGUUCUGAGAAUUGGUGUUCUCAAACUUGUAAGAAGAUUGAUUUUCAAUUGCAUGGAAUGUUGAAGCAUAAUCUAUAUAAUCCAAAGCCAAGUGGAGGUUCGAAAAAAUUGAUAAAUGCCAAUGCAUUUUUAGAGUUGCAAGAUUAUUGUUUAAAAGAACAAUGGAAUGCAUUGUAUGCAAUCACAAUCAUAUAUGCUAACAUCAUUACUGACAAGUCGGGCAUAAAAGGAAAACAAUUUAAAGCGAUGGCAAGGGUAUCUCAAGAUGUCAGGUAUAAGGCUUUAAAUUCUUCAGCUGGUGCAUUCGACAAUUUGCAAGGUGGGGCUUUGUUUGUUGAGGAACAACAAGAAAGGUUAUGGAAAGAAGGUUAUACUAUGUUUAGAAAUGUCUUUCCUAAAUCAGAAGAGAGUGGAGACAUUACUUAUCAAGAAUUCAUGUACAUGAUGGGUACGUAUAAUAUCAAUAAUUUAGAUUCAUGUAUCUAUCUCACUCAGUCCCAUUUAAAUCAUAAUUGUGAUCCAAACACUAGUGUUGAAACUUCUACUACGGUAAGGACUGAUGGGUUAAAAGUAUUUGCUGCUAGGGAUAUAAGAGCUGGCGAAGAAUUAACUACAACCUACGUGAAUCCAGCGUAUACAGUUCAACAGAGGCAAAGGGAAUUGCGAGUCAAUUGGGGAUUCAAGUGUGGAUGUCAGAAAUGUAAAGACGAUUUGAAAUGUCAGCAGAGAAGAAAAUCAAGUUCUACACCAGCUGCUAAGGAGAGCAAAGGAAUAAGAGAAAUGUUAAUCGACACCAAAAAGGAAAUUGGUGACGAAGAGAUUGAAUUAGAAAUUCCUAGUCAUCAUGACGGCGAAAGAAGAAAAUCUGUUAGAUUUGAUGAAAAGGUUAUAGCCGUAAGCGAAUAG